Molecule: messenger RNA, 1906 nt
Organism: Perognathus longimembris pacificus (Pacific pocket mouse)
Lineage: Eukaryota; Metazoa; Chordata; Mammalia; Rodentia; Heteromyidae
Gene: Mlip
Product: muscular LMNA interacting protein
Exons: 11
Coding region: 225-1406 (393 amino acids)
Biological process (GO): negative regulation of transcription by RNA polymerase II
Cellular component (GO): PML body; nuclear envelope; sarcolemma
Molecular function (GO): lamin binding; transcription corepressor activity
Source: RefSeq, a predicted model, not a curated record
AAUGCGUUGGCUCAUUCUCCUGUUGGAGAGUUUGCUUUUAUGUGUAGUGACAUUUAUCAUUCUCUCGGGCCAGCUGCUUGACUUUCCUUCAGCGCCCUGUUCGUAGGGUUUGGGCGUCUAUAAUUGGAAACACUAGCUAACCAGAAGUUAUCGCCAGGGCUUGGGCUUGUGAUAGCGUCCCGGGCUCUCCCAACCUGGAAUGUGCAGCCUGCUCACCAGUAAGCAUGCCAGAUCAUUCUCUAGACUGGAUCCGGACCUCGAUUUCUCUCCCUGACUCUCUCUCUCUCCCUCUCACUCUCCCUCUCUCUCUCUCUCUCAACAUGGAAUUUGAAAAGAAGGUAAAGGAAAGCUUAUUGGACAAGAAUGUAGAGGAGAAACUUCUGGUCUCCUCUGCGGACUGUGACGCCACGCCUCUGCUCUUCACCUUUGUCCCCACCCUCCGGAGACUUCCGACCCCCGUGCACUGGGUUGACACUUCCCAGUUCCUUGUCAGAAUCCCUGAGGAAGCCUGUGAGCACAGCCCAGACACUGUAUCUAGGCUCCCGGCGGACACCCUGCUCCCGGGCCCCUGCGGUCGGCGAGAGGGAGCGCCCCGGACGCCGCCCGGCCCGUCGGAGGUCAGCGGGGGGCCCGCGGCCUGCGGCCCCCAGGGCAUGCGGCCCGGCGACGUGUUCAAGGCCCGGUGUGUCUUCAUCGUGGACUCGGAAGGGGAGGACGAGGCCACGGGCACGCCGGGGGACCCAGGAUGUUCCGGGGUGGUGGUCGGCACGGCCGCCAGGCCCAGGUCCCUGCCCCUGACCUCGGCCGUGCCCUCGGACGGGGUCCGCCCCAAGGUUUGGGGCCCCCGUGCCCCGGCCUCCGGAGCUCCCCGGGACGCCCCGCCACCCGGGCCCGCCCAGCCCUACAAGACCACGUCCAGCUACAAGGCCUUCGCGGCGAUCCCUACAAACACGCUGCUUCUGGAACAGAAGGCGCUGGAUGAACCAGUCAAGACCGAGCAUGUCUCCAAGGACAGCGCGUUAGGCCUUCCUGUGGAGUUGUGUUCUCCUGCACAGCUCAGGCAGCAGACGGAGGCGGUCUGCGCCGCCAUCGAUAAGGUCUUACAGGAUUCCUUGUCUAUGCAUGCUCCUGAUUCUCCUUCAAGAUCCCCAAAGACAAUGUUGGGUUCUGAAACAAUCCAAACUCCAACAACUGUUCCAAGAGCUGCUGGUCGAGAAACCAAAUACGCAAACCUUUCGUCGGCCUCCUCUGCCGUGUCUGAGAGCCAGCUGACUAAACCUGGAGUAAUUCGCCCGGUGCCUGUGAGAUCCAGAAUAUUCCUGAAGACGGAGGAGGAGGUUUAUGAACCCAACCCCUUCAGCCAGUACCUGGGCUUCCGCGGGGGCUUCUCGUCUGAGCAGCAAUGAAGCUGGAGCAGACGUCACGACGCAGGCUUGCUGGAACCUUCUAGAACGCCGGUGCUAACUAACCACGUGCUAGAUCUAACCGUUAGCUUUUUCCCUCCAGAGUGAGUGCUCAAAACUAAGACACAAAAGCGGCUUUGUGCAGGCGUCGAACAGCACGGUGACCGUCCCCACGCCAGCGCGGGGGAGUCAGCCAUCGCUCCCCGCCCCGUCCACGCCUUCAACCCCGUCCUGAGCUGACAGCGACACCAGCGACACGAGCGACACUGAUGACACUAGCGACACUGACGACACUAGCGACACCAGUGACACUGACGAUACUGACACUAGCGACACUGACGACACACCAGCGACACUGAUGACACCAGAGACACUGACGACACUGACGACACCAGCGACACCAGCGACACUGACGACACUGACGACACUAGCCACACUGAUGACGCUGAUGACACUAGUGACACGAGCGACACUGACGGCCCCUCACGCAGCCGCCACAAUAA